AUCCGCAAGGCUCCGAGCAAGCACAUACUGGGAAUAAAGCCAUGUCUUUAAAGACGUGAUCUCUGAGCUCGUUGUUUACUUGAACCGAAAAUGUGGUGUGACAGCAUAAUACUAGAGGAUAUAAGCACAGUAACCUUCUCGUUUUGAAAUGAUACGUUCUUUUCAAGGAGAAUAGCUGGACCGUGGCUCAUGCGCCUUGGGGACGACGUUGUCCGUAAGCCGAUAAAGAAAAAGAAAAUCAAGCUAUUUAUAUCCUGCCUGUCCAGGCACAACGACCCUCUGGCACCAUGACAAGCGGACAGGAUGAAAGUACUGUGCGAGUUGCCCUGAGGAUUCGUCCCCAGCUGGCGAAAGAGAAGAUCGAGGGAUGUCACAUCUGCACGUACGUGAUGCCUGGCGAGCCCCAGGUGAUUCUGGGUAAAGACAAGUCCUUCACGUACGACUAUGUGUUCGACAUGGACUCCCAGCAGAACAGCAUCUACGCCGAUUGCACCGAGAAGCUCAUCGAGGGCUGCUUCGAAGGAUACAAUGCCACCAUUUUCGCCUACGGCCAGGUUAGAACACGGAAGACGUACACCAUGGGCACAGGUUUGACGUGAGCGUUGGUGAGGAUGAGCUGGGGCAUCAUCCCGCGGGCGGUCAGCCACCUGUUCCGGGGCAUUGAGGAGCGCAAGCAGGCGGCCUCGGAGCAGGGCAGACCAGUGCCCGAGUUCAAAAUCAACGCCCAGUUCCUGGAGCUCUACAACGAGGAGGUGCUGGACCUGUUCGACUCCACCAGAGACAUGGAGGCCAGGAAGCAGAAGUCCCACGUCAAGAUCCACGAGGACGCGACUGGAGGCAUCUACACUGUGGGGGUCACCACCCGCACCAUCGCCUCAGAGGCCGAGAUGAUGCAGUGUCUGAAGCUGGGCGCUCUGUGUCGUUCGACAGCCAGCACUCAGAUGAACGCCCAGAGCUCCCGCUCCCACGCCAUCUUUACCAUCCACCUGUGCCAAGUCCGCGUCUGCGCACCCGACAACGACAACGAGACAGACAACCGCCUGGCCAACGGCUCGUCAGAGAUGAACGAGUUUGAGACGCUGACGGCUAAGUUCCACUUUGUGGACCUGGCAGGUUCUGAGAGGCUGAAGAGGACUGGGGCCACAGGGGACCGAGCCAAGGAGGGCAUUUCCAUCAACUGUGGACUGCUCGCCCUGGGGAACGUGAUCAGUGCUCUGGGAGAUAGGAGCAAGAGGUCGAGCCACGUGCCCUACAGAGACUCCAAACUCACCCGGCUGUUACAGGACUCCCUGGGAGGAAACAGCCAAACGGUGAUGAUAGCAUGUAUCAGCCCGUCUGACCGUGACUUCAUGGAGACCUUGAACUCCCUGAAGUACGCUAACCGAGCCAGGAACAUCAAGAACAAGGUGAUAGUGAACCAGGACAAGGCCAGCCAGCAGAUCAGCGCCCUGCGCACUGAGAUAGCCCGGCUGCAGAUGGAGCUGAUGGAGUACAGGACGGGCAAGCGUACGAUGGGUGAGGAUGGCAUGGAGGGCAUGAACGACCUGGUCCAGGAGAACUCCAUGCUGCAGACGGAGAACAGCAACCUGAGGGUGAGGGUGAAGGCCAUGCAGGAGACCAUCGACGCCCAGAGAGCCAGGCUCACACAGAUGGUGUCUGACCAGGUCAACCAGACCCUGGCCAGGGCAGGUGAGGGCAAUGAGGAAAUUGGGAACAUGAUUCAGAACUACAUCAAAGAGAUUGAGGAGCUCAGAGCCAAGCUGUUGGAGAGCGAGGCGGUCAACGAGGGCCUUCGGAAGAACCUCUCCCGCGCCUCCACGCGCUCCUCCCUUUACGGAGGCCCCGCCCUCCUCGCCCCAGAGAGGGAGGCCAACGACGUCAUCGAACUUGCCAAGAAAGACCUGGAGAAACUCAAGAAGAAAGAGAGGAAGAAGAAAAAGAGACUGCUGCUUUUGGAUAGAAGCCACCAGGAGGAGUUUAAACCUGCCAGUGUGAUCAAGGAGGUCCCAGACAACGAGCAGGAGAGAGGCAGUGAGGAGCCGGAGGCGGAGACUAGUGACCAUGAGGAAGGAGACGAGGCAGAGGCAGAGGCAGAGGAAGAGGACUAUGAGAUGGAGGCAGAGGACAGUUCCGACGAGUCGGACUCUGAACUGGAUGAGAAAGAGAACUUCCAGGCGGACCUGGCCAACAUCACGUGUGAGAUUGCCAUCAAGCAGAAGCUGAUUGACGAGCUGGAGAACAGUCAGCGUCGCCUGCACACGCUCAAACAGCAGUACGAGCAGAAGCUGAUGAUGCUGCACAGCAAGAUCAGAGACACCCAGCUGGAGAGGGACAGGGUGCUGCACAACAUGGGCUCUGUGGAGACCUGCACGGAGGAGAAGGCUAAGAGGAUCAAGGCGGAGUACGAGAAGAAGCUGAGCUCCAUGAACAAGGAGAUGCAGAAGCUGCAGUCGGCGCAGAAGGAGCACGGGCGCCUGCUGAAGAACCAGUCGCAGUACGAGAAGCAGCUGAAGAAACUGCAGCAGGACGUGACGGAGAUGAAGAAGACCAAGGUGGGUCUGAUGCGUCAGAUGAAGGAGCAGCAGGAGAAGAGCAGGAUGUCAGAGUGCCGGAGGAACAGGGAGAUCGCCUCUCUGAAGAAGGACCAGCGCAGGCAGGAGCACCAGCUCAGACAGAUGGAGGCUCAGAGGAGGCAGCAGGAGCUCAUCCUGAGGAGGAAGACUGAGGAGGUGACUGCUCUGAGACGCCAGGCCAGGCCGGCCUCAGGGAAGGUGAGCAGGAAGGUGAGCCUGCCAGAGCCCCUCCAGGAGCUCUCCCACCGCCCCUCCCCUACCCUGGGGAGGCUCCACCCUGCUGGGAUCACGGCCCCCAACGGCACCAGCAGGAAGUCUCCAGUGAGGAUGGGCAGUGCCUACUCCACCAGGACAGCCCGGGCCAAGUGGCAGUCUCUGGAGCGCCGCGUCAUCGACAUCAUCAUGCAGAGGAUGACCAUCUCCAACAUGGAGGCCGACAUGAACCGUCUCCUCAAGCAACGUGAGGACCUGACCAGGCGCAGGGAGAAGGUCUCCAGGAGGAGGGAGAAGCUGGCCACGGAGGGGGCCGAUGCUGACCGGACCCUGGGCUCUCUGAACGAGGAGCUGGAGUCUCUGAGCGCCAACAUCGACUACAUCAACGACAACAUCGCAGAGUGCCAGGCCAACAUCAUGCAGAUGGAGGAGGCCAAGGAGGAAGGUGACACGGUGGACAUCAUUGCGGUGAUCAGCUCAUGUAACCUAUCCGAGGCUCGCUUCCUCCUGGACCAUUUCAUCUCCAUGGCAAUCAACAAGGGUCUCCAGGCUGCUCAGAAGGAGUCUCAGGUGAAGGUGAUGGAGGGCAGACUGAAGCAGACAGAGAUCAACAGCGCCACCCAGAACCAGCUGCUGUUCCACAUGCUGAAGGAGAAGGCUGAGCUGAACCCUGAGCUGGACGCUCUGCUGGGGAACGCUCUGCAAGAGCUAGGUAACCUAGCAGUGGAAAACGGAGAUGAAAGCAGUGGUGAUGACUCCACACCCAGUCCUGCUGCUGACGGAAGCUCGCUGGCGUCUGACCUGAUGAAGCUGUGUGGAGAGUCCAGGCCCAGGAGCAAGGCCCGCAGGCGGACCACCACUCAGAUGGAGCUGCUGUACGCCAGCUCAGGGGAGCCCUCCUGCGACUCCCCCACAGGGGACUUCUCCUCCCCUCUGCCGGCCCUGGGGCUGGGGGGGAGUCAGGAUGGGGGAGGGGAGAUGGGGGCCGCGGCCGGACUCCCCCUUGACAGGGACAUCACUGUCUCCCCCUCGGCCCAGUCUGCCAGGAUAGCUGGCCUGUCUGGAGCCAGGUCUCCCACAGGUUCUGAGAAGAGGUCUCUGGAGCGUUCCCCUCUGACCCGCAGAAGGAUGCUGGAGAGGGGACACACGCCCACACACACCCUCACGCCCCCCUCACACACGCCCGCCAUCUCGCCCACACCUCCCCCUUCACACACUGUCCUGGAGGCCAAGGCCAAAGGCUCGGACACCAAACCACUAUUGGACGAGUCUCCAGUAUUCGAAGGUCACAGGGGGGUGAUCAACCCAGUGUCGGCCCCCAGGGGCAGCCGGGCAGCCAGGCUGCAGUGUGUCCACGUGGCUGAGGGCCACACCAAACCUGUCCUCUGUGUGGACGCCACGGACGACCUGCUCUUCACCGGCUCUAAAGACCGUACGUGUAAGGUGUGGAACCUGGUGACCGGGCAGGAGAUCAUGUCUCUGGGUGAACACCCCAGCAGUGUGUUGUCAGUCCGCUACUGUUCCAGCCUCGUGUUCACCGUCUCCACCGCCUACAUCAAGGUCUGGGACAUCAGAGACUCAGCCAAGUGUAUACGCACACUCACGUCUUCAGGCCAGGUGUCCACAGGGGGCAGCUGUGCGUCUCUGAAGUCCCUGACGAUCCCCCCAGGAGAGAACCAGAUCAACCAGAUCUCUCUGAACCCCACGGGGUCCUUCCUGUACGCAGCCUCGGGGAACUCUGUCCGCAUGUGGGACCUGAGGAAGUUUGUGUCGACGGGGAAGCUGACCGGCCACCUGGGUGCGGUCAUGUGCCUCACGGUGGACCAGAUGGGGAACGGUCAGGAUGUGGUCUUCACAGGCUCCAAGGACCACCACAUCAAGAUGUUCGAGGUGGCUGAGGGGGCCCAGGGCAGCGUGACGUCCUGCCACAGCUUCGAGCCUGCCCACCAGGAGGGCCUGGAGGGCCUGCUGGUGCAGGGAGACAGCCUGUACACCGGCUCCAGAGACGCCUGCAUCAAGAGAUGGGACCUGACCAGCAAACGCCUGCUGCAGCAGGUGUCGGGCGCCCAUGCAGACUGGGUGAGUGCUCUGGGGGUGGUGCCUGGCAACCCAGUGCUGCUCAGUGCCUGCAGAGGGGGGCUGCUGCGUCUCUGGAACGCUGACUCUCUGGCACCCCUAGGGGAGGUGAGGGGACACGACAGCCCCAUCAACGGUUUGGCUACCAACAGCAGCCAUGUCUUCACAGCGUCAGAUGACCGGACAGUGAAGAUUUGGCAGGCCUAAGGUGCACAGAAGGAAGAUGGUCCACUGAUAGAACUGGACUCCGGGAGAAGACCAGAACUAGGAACUAGCACUUUCCACUACAGACAACCAGACCUGCAAUCUCCAGCACUGUGAUCGCUCAGCGACUGAUUCCUUAUUCCCUCUCAGCCUAACCAACUCUCGGCUGUGAUUGGACAUGACUCGAUAACAAACUCACUCUGCACAUGCUCAGUAGAGCAAGUCCCCGUCUCCCAAAUGAGAUGCGAGGUGAUAGGUGAAGGCAUAUUGUGUCCAUUACUUCAUUUGGACUGGAAAUGUCAAUCAGAUACCAGGCGGGCUGGUACACAUCUCAAGCAGGGUGAUCUCAGAAUCCCUCUGCCUAACCACCAGCAAGACAUUCAUACUGACGGUCUCGACAACCCACAAUCCCUAGAAUCCAUAUUCUGCCGGCUGUGUGUUCAGAUGUAUCUGUUGUGGUGAAGGAUAAAGACUGAAGGACUGUGACUCACAACACAGUUACUGCUAAACAUUGGGAGAAGAGGCAAGCUUUGCAACAGACAACAUUUCCCUUUGUCAAGAGCCCACAAUACGACAUGAACACAUACACACACAUUCACACGUACCUCUGUGGUUCUUGGUGUGGUGUGAGUGGGUCUCACUACAUUCAGUCUCCUCUGCUGUAGACACAUAGACGUCAUCUUGUCCCACCAUGAAGGAACACAACUCCUGUCAGGCCGUAUCAACGAGAAUGUGGGUCAUGUCACGUGGUUUACGAUAUCUGUUAUCUUCUCCAGUUUGAUUUGAUUUGAACACUGUGAUACCUGUCCCUUCCGUAGAACAUUCUGUGUGGCCAAAGGGCUGUUUUCCUGUCCAAUACGCAAAAAAAUAUUACGAGUCGUUAAUCUGUUCCUGUUGUACUUCUGAAGUAUACCUCCUCUGUGGUCUUACUCAAAUCAUGAAAAACGGGAACUGUUUUUUAUCGUUUUUGUUCUGUGUAAAAUGUUUAUUUAUUUAGGUUACAUAUUGACAACUUCUUCCGUUCCAACGCUUCCAAAGUUCCAAUCUUCCGUUUCCAACUGUCCUUCUGUCUGAACCCUUUUUGAGAACAUUGUUGGAAGUCUGGAUUGAGUGCACUUUGGCCUGCACAAUAUGGAUUGUUUUCCAUAAAGCUGUGUGUGUGUGUGUGUUUGUGUGGGAGUGUGUAUUACCAGUGCCUGUAAAUCAUCUCAUACUGUAGAUAGAGAGCAGAAGCACUUCCUGAGCAGUAUGGACUAGACCCAAGUAUUCCAAUAAUGGGAUUUUUAAUUGGGGUUCUUGACCACAGCUUUAUGUAAAUAAUAUAUUGUAAGCAAAUUCUGACUUUGUAGUUCAUUCCCAUCAGAUGCAGUGUGAGAAUAAAUGUAAUUUG
Messenger RNA from Osmerus eperlanus (European smelt), 6456 nucleotides. Its product is annotated as kinesin-like protein KIF21A. The transcript is spliced from 35 exons. The record is from RefSeq and is a predicted model, not a curated record. Gene Ontology annotation, biological process: spindle elongation; mitotic spindle organization; microtubule-based movement. Gene Ontology annotation, molecular function: ATP binding; microtubule motor activity; microtubule binding. Gene Ontology annotation, cellular component: microtubule associated complex. NCBI's taxonomy places the organism in Eukaryota, Metazoa, Chordata, Actinopteri, Osmeriformes, Osmeridae.